Molecule: messenger RNA, 1661 nt
Organism: Sphaerulina musiva SO2202
Lineage: Eukaryota; Fungi; Ascomycota; Dothideomycetes; Mycosphaerellales; Mycosphaerellaceae
Product: MATE efflux family protein
Exons: 1
Coding region: 1-1611 (536 amino acids)
Biological process (GO): transmembrane transport
Cellular component (GO): membrane
Molecular function (GO): xenobiotic transmembrane transporter activity; antiporter activity
Source: RefSeq, a predicted model, not a curated record
AUGAGUGCUGCAACAACAAAUGAGCGUGCGACUGAGACGACUGCUCUCCUCUCCCCCGACGACGACUACGGCUAUGGUUAUGGCUAUGGCUCCGACACGACAAUCGCAGGCAGUCUCUCCGGCAACAACUCCUCAGCCUCCUCAGCCUCAUCAGAAGAAGAAGAAAACCCCAAAACCACCAAAAAAACACACAUCCGCAACGUCUCCCUCCACACCGAAAUUUCCAUCCUCCUCAAAUCCUCCGGCCCCCUAGUCCUCACCUAUUUCCUGCAAUACUUCUACCAAGUCAUCAUCAUCAUCGUCGCCGCCCAACUCUCCACCGAAGAAAUCGCCGGCGUCUCCCUCGGAAUCACAACCGCCAACAUCACCGGUUUUGCCGUCUUCGAAGGCAUGGCCACGGCCUUAGAUACCCUCUGUUCCCAAGCCUACGGAUCUUCGAAAUUCUCCGAAGUGGGAUUAUAUACCAUCCGCGCCACGAUUUUAGUGCAUGUCGUAGCCGUCGUUCCGAUUGGAGGGUUGUGGAUGUGUUCUGGACCGAUCAUUCGAUGGAUUGUUCCUUCGACGACAUUGGCGAUGCACGCGAGUGGGUUUUUACGGUAUACGUUACUUGGCGUCCCGGGGUUUGUGACGUUUGAGAAUGGGAAGAGAUUUUUACAAGCUCAAGGAGAUUUUACUGGGGGGUUGGUCAUUCUGUUGGCGUGUUUACCGGUCAAUUUGGGUUUGACGUAUGGGUUGGUAUAUCGAGCGGAUAUGCGUGUUGCUGGAGCUGCUCUUUCUGCUGCUUUGACGAAUGUGCUUCGCCCGGUUUUAUUGGGGUUGUAUGUGCGAUUUGGCAAUCCUGCGACGAUGAAAUGUUGGCCUGAGAGAUCUGAGAUUCGAAAGGAGUGGCGGAGGAAAUGGAAUGUUAUUCUCCGGCUGGCGGUCCCGGGAACUCUCAUGACAUUGAGCGAAUGGAUGUGUUUUGAAAUUCUCACUUUCUGCACCGCGUAUGUCUCCGACGCUGCACUCGCCGGUCAAACUUUUUUGGGAACCAUCGCUACUCUGGUUUGGCAUAUUGCCUUUUCCGCUUCCGUGGCCUGUUCCACACGAAUCGGACAACUCGUCGGCGCAGGGAAAAAUCUCUCUGAAACAAAAAAACUCAUCAAAUGGUACGCUGGAGUCUUCGCUAUAGCAGGCCUCUUCGAUGCUUGUCUGGGUAUAAUCCUGAUACAUCUCACCAUCACCUACCUUAUCCACGACCCGGCUGUCGCGAGCAUUGUCCGCGCAGCUCUCCCUUAUGCAGCAAUGUUUAUGAUAUUCGAUUCGACGGCCAAUUGGCCUCACAGUGUGGGGAGAGGAUUUGGUUGGCAAGAUAUUGGAGCGUGGUGUACUAUGACGAUUAAUUAUUUGUAUGCGGUUCCUCUGGCGAUUUUUUUGGAAUUGGGGCCACUAAAGAUGGGAAUUAGUGGCUUGUGGAUUGGAUUGGGUUCGGCUUUGUUUUUUACCACGGUUGUCGAGGCCUGUGCGAUUUGGAGACGGUUGGCCAGGAGGAUGGAUGGGAGGGUGGCGCGGGCUGGUGGGGAUGAGGGGGAGGAGGAGGAGGAGGAGGAGGGGGAGGGUCAUGGUUCUUGAAGAGAUACACGAAAAAUCAGUCCUUUUUCGAAUGUUAAUUUACUUUUUAC